Prosopis cineraria is the source of this 3510-nucleotide messenger RNA. RefSeq names its product ethylene receptor 2-like. Gene Ontology annotation, biological process: response to ethylene; phosphorelay signal transduction system. Gene Ontology annotation, molecular function: protein kinase activity; ethylene receptor activity; protein binding. Gene Ontology annotation, cellular component: endoplasmic reticulum membrane; endoplasmic reticulum. The record is from RefSeq and is a predicted model, not a curated record. Lineage: Eukaryota; Viridiplantae; Streptophyta; Magnoliopsida; Fabales; Fabaceae.
UCUCUCUCUCUGGUUAUGGUUUUCGGUUUCGUAUUUGGAAAUCGAUACGAUAGAAUAAUACGGCCUACUAGUAGUAGCAGUAGCAGCAAGCAAUAAUGUAGAAAGCGUUGCGAAUAGAAAUUCUGUAAUUCGCUCACCAAAUACCAGAGAGAGAGAGAGAGACAGAAGAAGAAGAGGAAGAAGAAAGGCUGCGGUGUAGUGGCGGUGUUCGAUAAAAAGUCGAGCCCAGAACCAGACGUGAAUCCGGACUGAAUGCUUCGAACCCGGUUCGUGCUCCCCGUCGUGGUUGGCAACGUUUUGCGCGCGCGCGGAAGUCUGAUUCGUGCUUAGUUUGAUUGGUUCUCCUUAAUCGGUAUUGGGAUGUGUUUCUUGUGCAAGUGGGUUCGUUUCUGUUCUUCCCAAUGAAGGUGGUACAGGAUGAUAUGGGGUUUACACUGGUAUUCGAAGCUUACUCUGUGUAAAAUAUUAGAAUAAUGGGUUGUUUGUAAUGCAUGUUGAUGCUUGAACAAGCUUUUAGUUAUCCGGGUCAAGGAUAACAUCUGAUGAGGGCGGAGUAUCGAUUGCAAUCUAGGUUUUUCUUGCUACUGUGGCGCUUUUUCUGCAGGACAUUAGCAUAAAGUGCUGAAGGGUUCCCGAGUUGCAUGCAGAUAUUGUUGCCGAUCUUUUUUUGGCCCUUGAAAACGUUAUUGUUCAAAGGGUUUUGAGCUGCUAUGUUGUAUCUUUGGAUGGAUUAAAGGAAAAAACAUAUUGGAUCAAUGUUUAAAACAAUAGCAUCUGGACUUUCAAUUUUGUUUCUCCUCAAAUGCGUAUCUGCAACAGAUAAUGUGUUUCCCAGAUGUAACUGUGACGAUGAGGCCAGCUUGUGGACUAUUGAGAGUAUUCUGGAGUGCCAAAGAGUCAGUGAUUUGUUGAUUGCUGUGGCCUACUUCUCCAUACCCAUUGAGCUGCUUUGUUUUAUCAGCUGUGCGAUUGUUCCAUUCAAAUGGGUUCUUGUUCAGUUCAUUGCCUUCAUUGUACUAUGUGGAUUGACACAUUUGCUGAAUGCAUGGACUUAUGGUCCUCACUCUUUCCAGCUGAUGGUGGCACUUACAGUAUUUAAAACUCUUACAGCUUUGGUAUCAUGCGCCACUGCUAUUACUCUUAUGACUCUCAUUCCUUUACUACUUAAAGUGAAGGUCAGGGAAUUAAUGCUGAGGAAAAAGACCUCUGAACUUGGACGAGAGGUUGGUAUUAUUUUGAGGCAGAAGGAAGCUGCAAAACAUGUAAGGAUGCUCACUCGAGAGAUUCGCAAGUCACUUGAUAGGCAUACUAUUUUGUAUACCACCUUGGUGGAGCUGUCUGAAACACUUGGUUUGCAAAAUUGUGCUGUCUGGAUGCCUAAUUUUGAUAAAACAGAGAUGAACCUCACUCAUGAAUUGAAUGGGAGGAAUCUUAAUUUUUCUAUACCCAUUACGGAUCCAGAUGUUGUGAGAAUCAAGGCUAGUGAUGGAGUAAAUAUUCUUAGCCCUGUCUCAGCACUUGCUGCUGCCAGUAGCGGAAUUUCUUCUGAGGCAGGACCAGUGGCUGCAAUUCGGAUGCCGAUGCUUCGGAUUUGCAAUUUCAAAGGUGGAACUCCUGAGGGAAGGCAGCUAUGUUAUGCAAUAUUGGUUCUGAUUCUUCCUGGUGGAGAGCCAAGAUCUUGGAGGAAUCUGGAGCAAGAAAUAGUUAAAACAGUUGCUGAUCAGGUUGCUGUGGCUCUCUCUCAUGCUGCAAUCCUUGAAGAGUCACUCAUGAGAGAGCAAUUGGAGGAGCAAAAUCGAAUUCUACAACAGGCACAAAGGAAUGCUUUGAUGGCGAGUCAGGCAAGAAACUUAUCUCAGAAGGUCAUGAGUGAUGGAAUGAGAAGACCAAUGCACUCAAUUUUGGGUUUGCUUUCAAUUAUUCAAGAUGAGAAUAUGAAAAGCGAACAGAAACUCAUUGUGGAUGCGAUGCUGAGAACUAGCAAUGUCCUAUCAAACUGGAUAAAUGAUGCCAUGAACAUUUCAGCCAAGGAUGAUGGGGGAUUUCCAUUGGAGAUGAGAUCUUUUGGGUUACGUGCCAUAAUAAAAGAAGCAGCAUGUCUUGCUAAGUGUCUUUGUGUUUAUAGGGGCUUUGGUUUUAAAAUUGAGUGUGAAAAGUCUUUGCCUGACAACGUUAUGGGUGAUGAGAGAAGGGUCUUUCAGGUGAUUCUACAUAUGAUUGGGAACUUAUUGGAUGGUAAUCACCGAGGAGGGAUUCUUGUACUUCGUGUAUUCACAGAAAGAGGAAGUCAGGAAAGAAUUGACCAUGGGCGGACAACCUGGAGACCAAGCUCAUCUAGUGGGGAUGUACAUAUUAGAUUUGAGAUAGGGAUCAAGAGAGGCAAUUAUGAGUUGGAGAGUUCACUUUCUUUAGAAGUUGGUGGUAGGAAAUAUUCUAGUUGUAGGGAUGAAAUCAGGUUGAGCUUCAGCAUUUGCAAGAGGAUAGUUCAGUUGAUGCAAGGGAAUAUAUGGUUUGUACCAAAUACAUUAGGUUUUCCUCAAACCAUGGCCCUCGUUCUUCGGUUUCAUUUACGACCAUCCAUUUCUAUUUUCAUCUCUGAGCCUGGUGAAUCCUCUGAGCGCACAGAUUCUAAUUCUCUGCUCAGAGGUCUGCAAGUCUUGUUGGCUGACAAUGAUGAUGUAAAUAGAGCUGUGACACAAAAGUUGCUUCAGAAGCUCGGUUGUGUCGUAAUCUCAGUUUCUUCAGGAUUUGAAUGCCUUGCUGUCAUUGGACCUAGUGGAUCUUCCAUUCAAGUCAUUCUUUUGGAUCUUCAUAUGCCUGAGUUAGAUGGCUUUGAAGUUGCCACAAGGAUUCAAAAAUUUAGAAGCCGAAAUUGGCCAGUGAUUGUCGCCUUGACUGCAAGUGCCGAUGAAGAUUUGUGUGAAAGAUGUAUGCAAAUUGGUAUCAAUGGAGUUAUAAGAAAACCUGUUAUGUUGCAGGAAAUUGCCGGUGAACUUAGGAGGAUCCUGAUGCAUGCAAGGAAAUGAAGUCCUGUGAGAGGAGAGAGGUUGUAAAUUUAAAAACUGCAGCAUCAACAAGAUAAGUUGUUUUGGGCCAGUGUUAGUAGAAUUAUACACCAUCUUUUGCUCAUCCCUGCAAUACUCCACCCUAGAGAUUUUAUACAAAUUAAAUUUUUAUGAGGAAAAUUAUAUACAGACAAAUUAAAUUUUUAUGAGGAAAAUUAUAUACAGAUUAGUUCAAUAAGUUUUCAGUAUGUAUAUCAUAUAUAUAUAUAUAUAUAUAGCAUCUUCAGGAACAUCAAUACAGUCGGAAUUGAAGGAGGGGGAAAGCACUAGUUCAGGAUUACAGGAUUUAUUCAGGUUGAUGUUACUCACUUCACGUGCCCACAAUCUACAUCUGUUUGUCAAUUUCUGAGAUCUGUUUUUCAGUGGAACAAUAUUUUUGGUUUAUGUAAUGAACAAAUUAGUUAUGCAGAAAGUAAAAUAAUUACUGAAGUGAGUAUUUCUAUUA